AUGCCCUAUUUAUCUGAUCGUCAAUAUGGUCUUCUUUCUCAUCAACGUUUAUUAGUUAAAUUAAAAAAUUCUUCUUCAAUAACACGACGACUUACAUUAGGUCGAACGUUAAAUGUUCAUCGAGGUUGUGUAAAUACAAUAUGUUGGAAUGAACAUGGUACAACAAUAUUAUCAGGUUCUGAUGAUCAACAUUUAAUUGUAACAGAUCCUUAUACAACAAAAAUUUUAACAAGUGUACAUAGUGGUCAUAGAGAAAAUGUAUUUUCAGCAAAAUUUUUACCUGAAACAAAUGAUCGUCGAGUUGUUUCAUGUUCAGGUGAUGGAGUUAUAUUUCAUACAAAUUUCGAUCGACCAAAUAAUUCACAUAGUAAUGAUGGAUGUUUUACUUGUCAUGGUGCAGCAACAGCAUAUGAAGUAAGAAUUAUUCCACAUACGCCAAAUUUAUUUUUUUCAUGUUCUGAUGAUUGUACAGUACGAUUAUAUGAUUUGAGAACAAAAAGUAAUUGUUUAAAAGCUCAUUGCAAUGAUGAUAUUAUUAUAAGAAGUAAAUGGGGUAUUACAUCUAUUGAUAUUAAUCCAAUGAAUCCAAAUGAAAUUGUUUGUGCUUGUUCGGAUUCAUCAGUUCGUCUUUAUGAUCAUCGAAAACUUUCUACUCAAUUAUCAUCAGAUACAGCUACAUCACGUCGAUGUGAAGCUUCAAUAAAUGGUCUUAUAUCUCGUUUUGUAUUAAUGGAUCGUAAAGAAAAACGUCCACCACGUAUAACAUCUGUUGUAUUUAAUCAACAUGGUACAGAAAUUUUAGCAUCAUAUUCAUCUGAAUCUCUCUAUUUACUUGAUCCAAAACGAUCGAUAACACAAGAACAAAGCCAAGAACGUCUUACACAACAUCGUAAUGAAAAACGAACAAGAACAAAUAUAAAUGAUAAUAAAAAAUCAACAUCAGAGGAAUCGUUAACAACAGAAGAAAAAAAAACAUCUCAUUUUAAACGAUUACGUCUUCGGGGUGAUUGGAGCGAUACAGGCCCCGAUUCUCGUCCCAUGAAUGAACAAGAAUCUGAAUCAUCACCAUCAACUACUACUACUACUACUGCUACUGCUACUGCUACUACUACUACUACUACUACUACUGCUAAUAAUAAUAAUAAUAAUACUGAACAAGAACAACAACCAUCAGAUAAUACUAAUCCAAGUGAACAACAACCAACAUCUCGAAGUCGUAAUUUACAAAAUAUUUUUAUGCAACGUAUGAGUGAUAUUUUAACACAAUUAGUUGCUCCUAGUGAAACAGACAAUGAACAAAGAGAAUCAACAGUAACUACCAAUGAUAAUGAUGAUAAUAAUGAAAAUAAUGCAACACCGCUUGUUACUGAAGCAAAUACACAAAGUGAAUCUACGUCAACAACAGCAACAACUGUUCCCAUUGUGCAAUUACCUCCAUCACCUACAUCUAAUGAAAGUUCAGCAAGUACAACAACAAGUAAUAAUGAAUCAGAGAACAGUCGAGAUCGAGUUGGAUUCUUUGAUAUUUUAUUUGGAAGAAAUCGUCGAACGAAUAAUCCAGAAGAUGACGAUGCUGACAAUGAUGAUGAUGAUGAUGAUGAUGACGAUGAUGAAAACAGUAUGGAUGACGAAGAUGGACAUGAAGAUGAUGAAAAUUCUCAACCAUCAUCAUCAACAACAGCAACAGAUAAUGCUCCAUCAUCUGGACGUGCUCGCCGCCCAUUAAUGGCUUCAAAAUGGGAUCGUAUAAUGAAACGUCGUGAAGCUGAACGUCGUCAUGAAGAAAACCUUUUAAAAAGUGUUCCUAGUUUAGGUUUAAUUAAUUCUUAUGAUGGUCAUCGUAAUGCUCGUACAAUGAUAAAAGAAGCAAAUUUUUGGUCCGAUUCAUACGUUAUGUCUGGUUCAGAUUGCGGACAUAUAUUUAUUUGGGAUAAAUUUACAAGUCAUCUUGUACGAAUAAUACCAGCUGAUGAACAUGUUGUUAAUUGUGUACAACCACACCCACUUGAUUAUCCGAUAUUAGCAUCCAGUGGAAUUGAUUAUAAUAUAAAAUUAUUUUCACCAUUGGCUGAAACACCAAUUGACGAUAGUGAACUUAUUACACGUACAAUAAAACGUAAUCAUGCAAUGAUGGAAGAAACAUCGAGUACAAUAACUGUACCAGCUACUUUUAUGUUUCGCAUGUUAACAUCAUUUUAUCGAUUACGACGUCCCGAAGGAUUAUUUGGAUUAGAUGAUGAGGACGAAUCAACCGAGUGA
Molecule: messenger RNA, 2259 nt
Organism: Rotaria sp. Silwood2
Lineage: Eukaryota; Metazoa; Rotifera; Eurotatoria; Philodinida; Philodinidae
Source: the annotation of a GenBank genome assembly